GAGGAGCACCUGAAUGCAUCUCAGCGGUUGGUCACAACGGGCUGACUGUUGAUGUCGAUGCUGCGACAAGUGACAGCAAACACCGCAGGUCAGCAUGGAGAGUUACACAGAGGCAGCAGCCACCGACCCCGCAGCACGCACCUUCUCUCAGGUGGUGUUCACCAACAUCCCGCACUCAUACCCACCUUCAACCCCCGUCACCUGCUGCUACACCUUCCUUGCCACUUUCCAGCCCAACAGUAGGGACUGGGUGGGCAUCUUUAAGGUGGGAUGGAGCACGACGAAGGACUACCACACCUUUGUGUGGGUGGACCCAUGUCUGGACGUGGAGGGGCAGCAGUCUGUGACAAAGCAAGCUGUUUUUAGGGAUUACUACCUGCCCAAGGAUGAGAUCGAGUUCUACCAGUUCUGCUACAUCGACAGCGCCGGCCAGGUGCGAGGAGCCAGCACUCCUUUCUGUUUCAGAAACCCAGCGGAGCAGAGCGCGGAGAGCAGCCCGGACGAUGACCUGCUGGUUAUCACAACACAGGAUCAGGUGGAGCAGAGCGUACGUGAGAAGGCUGAACUGCAGAAAGAGUUGGAUCAGAUAAUGGAGGAGAACGAAACCUUAAAGCGAGCUCUGGAGAAGGAACGGCAAGACGCCGCCGGCCUGAAGAAUGAACAGAAAGAGAAAGAAAACAGGCAGCUGGUCAAAGAACUGGAUCAAAUCAAGGAACAAAAUGACAAAUUAAGAGGCGCCUUACAGCAACAGCGCAAAGAACUGGACCGCUUACAGGAGGAGAUGGAGAUGCAGAAAGAGAGAGAAAUGAGUCCCAGUGUAGACGAGGUGUCGAGACACAAAGAGACAGACGUUCAGGAGAAAUACGACCGAGCUGUGAUGAAGAUCAACCAGCUGAAAGAGGAGCGCGAGGAGCUGAGGAGGAAGGUCGAUGCUCAGAGCGAUGAGAUCUCCACGCUGAAUUCCAAAAUCAGAGGAGCAGAAAGGGAACUGUUCAAGAUGAAAGACACCGUCCAGCUCCUGCAGGUGGACCUUCAGAGCAGCGAGAAGGAGAAGGAGAGGCUCUCUGCAGAGGUGCAAAGGUUGCAAAGCCUCACGCACAACAUGGACGACAUGAAGAGGGAGAACCAGGAGCUGUGCAGGAUGCUGUCGCAGCAGGAGACGCCUUGCAGCUGUUCAGACGACGAGCUGGAGGUGCAGCGUCAGACUCUGCUCCUGCAGCUUCAGGACGCUCAGCAGGAGUUGGCGGCUGAGCGGCAGGAGUCCAGAGACACCAGGACCCGAGCAGAGUUCCUGGACAGAGAGCUGCUGCAGGUCAGGGAGCAGCUGGAGAAGAUGAUCGUAUCACACGAGCAGGAGCAACGGAAGAGUGGCAAACAAGAGCUGCAGCUCAGAGAGGCACAUGAAGCGAUCGCAGAUAAAGACGGCAUCAUCGAAGAUCAGGAACAAAUGAUCGUGCUCAUGACCCACGAGAAAGAAGAGCUCGCCAGAGAAAACCAGACUCUCAUCAGCGACAUCGAGGGGCUGCGCAGAGUCUACGCUGACCUCCGCGCCGCUUCCCCCGCCGGCUCACCACCGGCUGGCACCGCUCCAUCCACGCAUGAGACACCUGAGCAGGCCAAGAACCUGUACGAGACCACAGGAAGUGCUGCGGGCGCAGAGGAAGAGCCGUCGCUGGUGUGCCGUCACUGCCAGGAGAAGUUCCCUCUCAUAACCCAGCUGGAACUGGAGCAGCACGAGCAGAGCCACCGAAUCUGUCCCUUCUGCACGAUGAUCUGCGACGGCAUGGAGCAGUCUGUGUUUGAAGACCACGUCUACAGCCACGAGCUGUGACGGCCGGGUCCCGAGGCCCCAUUCAGGUGUCGCUCGUACGUCCGGACGAGUGUGGCCGCAUGUAAACAACCAUGCUGAUGUAUUUGCACAUUUUUACUAAUUUACUGCAGAUUACUGUUGAUCAUUUUCCAAAGCGUACUGAAGUCUGUGGUGUUUUCACUUCCUGUCAGGCAGCCAUUAGUGUCCAUCAUGAGUCCAGUAUGCAGCGAGAAUCAGCUGGCAGAGACUUGAAACCUGCCUGAGUCACAUAAUCCGUCACAGUGAACAUCACGUCCUUGUUUAUUUUGGUCAGAUGUCGUCUGUCGUCAUUGCGCAGUCAUGUCUGUCCAAGUGGAGAUGGUUUGGAAAGCUCUGCAGUGGAUCCCACAGCUGGACACGCCAGUACGACACCUCCACAUAGAAAACUUUAUUCUCAUUUAACAGAAGCAAAUUUAGCCCAAAUGAGAUGGUCUAUUUAGACCUGUUGGGCUCAAAUUGAAGUCCUCGUGGGUCCAGGCUGCAUUCUGAGGGUAAAGACGUGAUUGGUUGAGGUUUAGCCUUCAGCUGUGAGGGUUAAGGUGAGGGUCAGGGGCUCGGGACUGUGAUAGUGGAUACAGAUUUGUGCAGUUUGACUGGUUAUACUGACCUUAGCUUAACCCUUCAGGCACCACAACUCUUCAGCACGAACUAGUCUCGACUUCCAUCUCAAGGUUUAGAGCCCAAAUGUCGGCCAAAGAUUUAACCAAAAGAUGUGAGAUGAGAGUUUUAUUGGGCUUUUGCUCCUGGAAAAAUGUAAAUGUAGCCCCUAAAGCAGGCAUGUCCAAACUAUUCCAUAAAGGGCCGUGUGGCUGCAGGUUUUCGUUCCAACCAAGGAGGAGCGCACCAGGCCAACCAAUCAACAUCAAGG
Molecule: messenger RNA, 2717 nt
Organism: Chelmon rostratus (copperband butterflyfish)
Lineage: Eukaryota; Metazoa; Chordata; Actinopteri; Chaetodontiformes; Chaetodontidae
Gene: calcoco2
Product: calcium binding and coiled-coil domain 2
Exons: 15
Coding region: 95-1831 (578 amino acids)
Source: RefSeq, a predicted model, not a curated record